Messenger RNA from Symbiodinium sp. CCMP2456, 1070 nucleotides. The record is from the annotation of a GenBank genome assembly. Lineage: Eukaryota; Dinophyceae; Suessiales; Symbiodiniaceae.
GGCGGCACUACGUCCUGGGAUGUUCAUCCCGGUGUGAUUUUCAACUACCGCAGACGCCAGGCAUUUGUCCAGAGACAUGCCUCAUUUGGCAGGAGUCGGGGCGCCUUUUCCUCAAGCCCUUGGGGAUUAUUCUUCUGCCUUCGGCCGCCAUUGAGGUCAACGGCACACGACUCGUUCGCGCGGAAGCGAAAGAGCUGCUGCAUCAGGACUUCGUCGUGCUCGGCCAGUCUUUCAGGUUCUUCGUCUUCACCAAGCCGGAUCCAACGGUACAAGCCCUCCUGUUCAGUGGCCGUGCAGAGGAAGGUGCAAACGACGAGUCCACCAACGCCGCCAUCAGAGGCAUCAUUGCCGAGCGGGCGUGCUCACCACUCGAAAUGGAACGGGCCAGACGAUACCUGCGUGCGUUGGAAGAGGACAUGGUGUCCAGUACUUCAUCGAAGGACGAGUUUUUGAAGCGUGCAAUGCAGGCGCGGAACAUGAUAGAGGAUGCCAAAGUUUUUUCCAAAGCGCUCAGGCCACAUGAUGGUUUGAGCUACGAGCUGCUGACUUUAUCGCCAGUGCUGUCACUGCACGAGCUGGGGACACCAAGUCUGUGCAUCAGAGUCUUGAAAAAUGCAAAUCUUGCUCCGACUGAAGUCGCACUCUGGAGCUUCAGCACGUUUCAGAGCCGACUGAACCUCAUGAAGAAUGCAUACAAUCGCACAUUUCGUCCCGCAACACCUGCACCGGAUGAUCCUUGGCGGGAGAUGACGGCUUUCUGGCCCGUGGGCGCAGCCGGCUACGAAAAUCACAAUGCUCAAUUGCAGCACCCUGUCGCAAUCAAUCCUCCCACUCCCGUCCCUGUCUACCGGACGCAACUGCCGGCUGCGACCAUUUUGAGCCCGCAGUGGAGGACACCUGUACAGCCAUUCCAGAUCGGUUUCCAAGCUAUUCCAUCGACUGUGUCCUACAGAAUCCCCUCGACUCCAGCGCCGUCCUGUACAUCAUCCCCGCGAACGGCUGCUCGAAGUGUACGAAACCUGGAGCAAGCAGCAUCAGCUUCACCCUCUACGCGGUACCGAGAAAUUUGA